GUUGCUGAGGCGCAGUUGCGGUCUGUGGAAAGAGAUCUGCCGAUCGGGAGCUGCGGGUUGUGAACUGUUCAACUUGAUUUUGUUAGACUUAUUAGUUACUUUCAUUAGAGGGCCGCUAUGCAGAAUUAACAUUCAUGUCGUGCAGAAGUGGAGCCAGCGUUCGGGGUGCACUGGGUUGCAUUUAUUUAAAACAAUCUAUGAAGAUCUCUGUCUGCCAAGCGGAGAUAACAGAAGGCUUCUUGCGUUAUGAGGAGGACACCCAACGUGUGGAGGAGCGGGCUCAUAUAGCGCUAGAAAGCGGGGGAAAAGAGAUGCAUUUCUAUACAUCCGAAUAAUACUUACAGCUUUCUAAAUGCGUCUUCUUAUCGACCAGUCAAGAACAAUGAGCAGUGGUUCUAGCAACUUUCUGCUAGUUCCUAUACCGGAGUACCCCGUGCUAGACUGCGUGCCGAACAAAAACGUCAAAAUAGUUGUUCUUGGGGCAAGCAACGUCGGAAAAACAGCUCUGAUUGUGAGAUUUCUUACUAAGAGAUUCAUAGGAGACUACGAAGCCAACACAGGAGCUUUGUAUUCAAGGAAGAUUAAUUUGGAUGGGGAGCAAGUUUCUUUACAAGUGCAGGACACUCCAUGUGUCUCACUGCAGGAUGACGCAGAGGGACUUUACUGUCAGGAGCAGAUCAACCGCUCCAUUUACUGGGCAGAUGGUUAUGUUCUCGUCUUCUCCAUCACUGACCUCAACAGCUAUCGUACUAUCCAGCCUCUCUACCAACACGUGCGCCGAAUCCAUCCCAGUGGCAACAUCCCUGUUAUCAUCGUGGGAAACAAGAGCGACCUGCUGCGUGCCCGGCAGGUCCCGGAUCACGAGGGUAAGGCGCUGGCUGAUGAAUUGGGAGGGCCAUACUUUGAGGCUUCGGCCAGGGAGAACCAUGAGAGCGUCCAGGCUGCUUUUCUGCACUUAUGUCAGGAGAUAAGCCGAGCGCUGGGAGGAGGAAAUGGGGAGAAAAGAAAGGGUGGACUACAUCUUGCGAGGCCAAAGAGCCCGAACAUGCAAGAGCUGAAGAGAAGGUUCAGGCAAGUGUUGUCAUCCAAGGUCAAGUCAGCAACUGCACUAUGAUGAUGCUGUGAUUAGCGAAUGUAACUGCAUAGGAUUCAGAAAGUGUUAACAAAAUGCUGUUGCAUAAGUGAUUGUGAAAGACGAGGCAAAACUUGCCAGCUGUUUUUGCAAGUACUCAGAGAAGAUGAACAAUGAGAUCACUGCGCUCUGGAUGAACUGAAACAUGUGACUCCUGGCACUGAACUUCUAAUGGUUUUAAGGCCAAAAGUCUGUUUUUGUUUAUUUUUUUUUAGCUGCUAUUAUGCAAAUGUUUCCUAGUUUUCAAAUUCAGCUGUUUAAUCAUGAAUUUCUUUCAUUUAUAAUACAGGAUUAUGAAUGAAUAUCCUUAAUGUCUUUUAAUGUGAAGCAAGGAUGACAAGACAUAUCUUGUAAGUUACAAAAUAAAACAAACAUACUGAAGGGCCAUUUAUUGGACACAUGAUCACAGUCUAUUCCUAAGAUUCUCAUGUGACUGGAGCAGUUUUACAAAAUGCUAUUCUAGGAUUAUCCCAAUUUUUCCUGACAGUGAGAGACAUAAUCCAGCUAUGUUGUUUAUAAUCGUGGGAGGAAGAGGUUGUUGACUGGUGGUUCCCAUGACCUUUGACCUACUUACACUGUGUUAAGGAUUUGAGUGUAAUAUGAAGGUUCGUAGAGGGUCUCCGUCACUUGGUUCUUCCAGAUGUCCCACUCGCCUACUCAAAAGGACAUUUGUUUAUCUUGCAGCACAGAUGAAGUAGCAUUCCUCUGAAGCAGGUCUGGAGUUUCCUGGACUAAACUAUUGGUCAUGCACCCAGUUAGAGCCAUUGACCUCUAACCCUUCACCUCUGAUAUAACAUUUUCUUCUCUUCACCAAAUGGCCUAAUGAAAAGCAGAUUCCGAAUGUGACUAGUCUUGAAUUCUCUUCUCUUGGAAAGUGAGAGUGUUCAUGUCCUUAUAUUCUGACAAAGUAAAAUACUGGUAAAAUAUA
Messenger RNA from Labeo rohita (rohu), 2060 nucleotides. It is a transcript of the gene rasl11a, whose product is annotated as RAS-like, family 11, member A. Bases 353 to 1114 code for a protein of 253 amino acids. The transcript is spliced from 4 exons. Gene Ontology annotation, molecular function: GTP binding; GTPase activity. Lineage: Eukaryota; Metazoa; Chordata; Actinopteri; Cypriniformes; Cyprinidae. The record is from RefSeq and is a predicted model, not a curated record.